This is a messenger RNA of Mycotypha africana, 1824 nucleotides long. RefSeq lists its product as uncharacterized. The record is from RefSeq and is a predicted model, not a curated record. Gene Ontology annotation, biological process: carbohydrate metabolic process. The transcript has 3 exons. Lineage: Eukaryota; Fungi; Mucoromycota; Mucoromycetes; Mucorales; Mycotyphaceae. Gene Ontology annotation, cellular component: membrane. Gene Ontology annotation, molecular function: chitin deacetylase activity. Bases 101 to 1564 code for a protein of 487 amino acids.
CAAAAAAGGGCCUAUCAAACCUAUAAAAAUAAAGAAAAGAUGGCAUCAGACUUUGUCUUUCCCUCGGUUUCUUCCUUCCUUUCCUUAUCAAUAUAGUACAAUGAAGCUUUCAUCGACCGUGACCUUAGUUUUCACUGCCAUGGCUAUGGCGAAUGCACAAAGUACCAAGUCCACUAGCAGCAAAUCAUCUACCUCUUCUACUACCACACACAAUGCCCCUCCUCCUCAAAAAUCGCCAGAAUGGCUUUCUCACGUCGUUCCCCUUUCUGGUAAUGUUCAAUCUUACCCUUCUGGAGGUAAGUCCAUCCCUACCGGCCCAUUACCCAGUGUUUCUUUCGAUAUUUCUGGCUAUCCUGAAGGUUGGAAGAGUCCUCCAACUACCUCAGCCGAAGUCAAAGCUGCUAUUGCCGCUAUUGAUUGGUCUAUGGUUCCUAACGUACCUGUCCGUAAAUCGGAUAACAACGGUGACCUGUCUAUGACUGGCUAUGACGAUGCUAAAGAUCCUGAUUGCUGGUGGAGUGCUACUGGCUGUGUCACGCCAAAGAACGCAUCCAUUCCAGCAGAUGUUGCUAACUGUCCCAAUGUCGGCGACUGGGGUUUGACUUACGAUGAUGGCCCCCUCACAGCUGAUGAUGGUGGCAAAUGGGCUGAGCCUGAGUUGUAUGACUUUUUGGCUGCUCAUAAUAACCAAAAAGCAGGCUUAUUCUACAUCGGUUCAAAUGUUAUUGCGGCGCCUGCUGCUGCUCAAAGAGCCUUAGCUAACGGUCAUACGCUUUGCGUUCAUACAUGGUCCCACCCUGCUAUGACCAGUCAAACAAACCAUCAAAUCGUUGCUGAACUGUAUUGGACAAUGAAGGCUAUCAAGGAGGUUACAGGUGUUACUACCAAGUGCUGGCGUCCUCCUUACGGUGAUGUCGAUAACCGUGUCCGUGCCAUUGCUUGGCAAAUGGGUCUUACUACUGUUCUUUGGGAUGAAGAUACCGACGACUGGAAUAUGCCUGGUGAAGGUGGAGGUAAUUUACCUCCUGCGACUGUUGACGGCUACUUUGAAGGUUGGAUCAAUAGCCGUAAGAAUGGUACCGAUAAUAAACAUGGCCACAUCGUUCUUCAACAUGAAUUGAACAAUUCCACUGUCUCUAUGGCUGAAAAAUGGCUUCCUAAGAUUCAACAAGUCUUCAAUGUUGUUCCUUGGAACCAAUGCUUCAAUAUCUCUAAUCCCUACUGGGAAACCAAUUUUGUGUAUCCUGUCGCCGAUGAAAGCAUUCCUAAAAAUGCAGCAACUGUUACUACUUCUCCAUCUGCCUCAGCUUCUGCUUCAGUUGCUGCUAGUCCUGCCUCUCUUUCCGCAAAUACUGUCACUUCUACUCCCACUGACAAUUCUACCCCCACUGACAAUUCUGCUUCCACUGACAAUUCUGCUUCCAAUGACAAUUCUGCUUCCACUGACGGUACAGCUUCAAGUGUUCAUGCUGCUGGUGCCGUUAGUGCUAGUGCUGGUUCUCGCGUUACCGCUGCCUCAACUGCUGGUCUUUUCGGCGCUUUGCUCUUUGCCGUCUUAUAUUAGGCUGCUCAAUCAUAAACAUCCUCGAGAAAUCCGACUUAACUUUCCAUAUCCUUCUUUAUUUAUUCUCCUUUGACAUUAAUACGUAUCUAGUACUUCUUUAUGUACGCAGCCACAUGUAAUUUACUUUACCUUUAUCAGUUAAUAAAUUAUAGUAUAUUGACUUUAACAUCAGAAAAAUAUUUGACAUUAUGCUUGAAGCCUAGUGAUCUCGUCGUCGACAAGCAAUGGCAGAGAAGCACAAACAAAUCGUGAACUGGGGC